This is a messenger RNA of Laetiporus sulphureus 93-53, 1518 nucleotides long. Its product is annotated as Zinc/iron permease. The coding region runs from base 1 to 1518 and encodes 505 amino acids. The transcript is spliced from 10 exons. The record is from RefSeq and is a predicted model, not a curated record. Gene Ontology annotation, cellular component: plasma membrane. Gene Ontology annotation, biological process: zinc ion transmembrane transport. NCBI's taxonomy places the organism in Eukaryota, Fungi, Basidiomycota, Agaricomycetes, Polyporales, Laetiporaceae. Gene Ontology annotation, molecular function: zinc ion transmembrane transporter activity.
AUGUUUGCUGUCUUUCUUGUCUCUCUUUUCGCAUCAUGCUUUCCUGUUCUCUCACGCCGCAUCCCCGGCAUCUGCAUCCCGGGCGUCGUCUUCUUCGUUGGAAAGCACUUUGGCACAGGCAUCAUUCUGGUGACUGCCUUUGUGCACCUCCUUCAGGACGUGUUCGAGGCCUUGAUGAACCCCGAAGUGCAGGAGAGGUAUGGCAUGUCAAAGUGGGUGGGGAUGAUCGUGCUGAGCUCCCUACUCCUUAUCUUUCUCGUCGAAUAUAUCACUACCUCGUACGUUGACCGCCUCCAGUCGUAUGCCUCCGCGCCUCCUUCGCCGUGCUCUAUGCCCUCACUCUCUCCCGCAUCCUCACCUACCAUCUCUCCAACCCAGCUCCCUGAGUGUUUGAAUGGGACGCCGAACGAUCGGCAGGGACAAAAAGAAGACGAAGAGGACGAGGAAGGCGGAGCGAGCCACCUUUUCGGUGUACCUCUCGCGCUCGCGUCACCCGAGUCUGAGCAAGAGGUGGAUGAGGAUGAGGAUAGGGAGGCAGAGGUAGAUGAGGCCAUGCCUCUCAUUGUGUCCUCCCAAAAUCCUGCACCACCCGUCAAGUACGGCACCAACGCAAACGGCCACCCACGCCCGGUCGGGUACGCACAUACAUUCCCACAUUCGACGCAUCCCCCGCAUCCCCCGGCAAUGACCAUCGAGCUGAAUCGUCCAGGAGAUGAGAUUUUCAUGGGUGGGCACCAUCGGCACGAACAGUGCAGGUCUCAUGCGGAGUACCAUGCGUGUGCCAAGGGAGGAUGGAGAGGCUGGUUAGGGCUCGGUGGGGACGACGCAGGUUUAGAGUCAGGGUCCAGUGACUGUAGGGUGGCAAAUGGAAAUGGAAAGAGUAGAGAGAGCUGCACGUCGUCUGGUGCGAGUGCUAUGCGGGAGCAUGAGUGCGGGGACUGGGGCAUGCAUGAGCAUGAAGAUGGAGGAGCGGAGGCUGAGAGUGGGAAUGGGGACAAGGACGCAGCUCAAGGGCAGAUCAGACGGCAGAGGCAGGUGGUUGGCAUUUUGAUGCUCAAGAUGGGCAUCAUGCUGCACUUGCUCGUCAUCGGGCUCACGCUCGCGAUUACCUCAGGCCCCGAAUUCACGUCUCUGGUGACAGCGAUCAUGUUUCACCAGCUGUUUGAGGGCCUCUCGCUCGAAAUCUGGAUCGCGACGCUACCCGCAGGGGAUGAACGGGUGCUCAAGCCUGCGUUGGCACUGAUGUUCACGGUCACGACACCCGUGGGGAUCGCCAUCGGGCUGGCGGUGUUCGGGCCUGGCGAAAGCGAAGGAGUAAAAGUAGUACUGCUCACGGGCGUGAUGUCCACGCUUUCGGCGGGAAUGCUCAUAUAUGCGGCGUGCAUUGAGAUGCUCGUGGGUGAUUUUGUGCUCGACCCACAUCUGUGGCACUCUAGUGUCAGCCGGCAGGCUCUCACGCUGUGUGCACUGCUGGCGGGUGUGGCUGCGAUGGGGGUGGUUGGAAUCGUUGGAGAGUAG